CCAACGUAGCUAUACUUUCUGAGUCUAUCAAAAAGCUGUCAUUGGAUAUGAAACAGCUGUCAAUAAAUCUUCAAACUAUCAUGGAUCAACUUAAUAUGUUGAGGAGUGAACAAGAGGCCAGAAUUCAGUUAAUGGAGGUAUCAUAUAGUAAAAGAAUGCAAGACAUCCGCGAUAUGCGUAAUAAAUUAAAUGCUACUUUGGAUGAGCUAGAAAACACAACCGUGAAAGAACUGGAUGAAAUUAGGACCACACUGCAAACCUCUAUAAUGAAUGACGUUGACAACUGCAGAAGACUGAAGGAUGAACUGCUAAAACUAGAUGAUGCUGUACAGAGCCUGAGUGAAAAGAGCAAGAAAGAAAUUCAGUUUAUAGCCAGCAGGAAAUGUCUGGUCAAAAUACAAGAGUCUGAGACAUAUCUGAAGAAGAACUCUGUGAAGGAUCAUAGUUUAAUAAUAUUCCAGGCAGAUAUUGACAUUGAGCAUUACCUGUCUAAAAAGUCAGGAUUAGGGAGGAUUGCAGUAAAGAAUCCAAACCAGGUGUUGACAGUGAAGAGGAGGUCUGAGUAUAUUGUGAACAUAUCAAGUGAUACAAAUACUUGCAACAUCCAAGGCAUUUGCGUCAUGCCUAGUGGCCAUUUCAUUGUUGUUGAUGAUGAAAAUACAAACGUUAAGCUGCUUGACCUGCAGUACAAUAUAGUCAGUCACUGUGAUUUGUCUGGUACUCUAAAGGAUAUUUGCCUCAUUACAUCCAUUGAGGUGGCUGUGAUUAUUGGCUUUAAUGUGCAGUUCAUCUCUGUAAAAAAUGGACAGCUCAUCAAUGGGAGGAGCUUUCAGCUAUCGCAUGGUUCUGUCGGUAUUGCCCACCAUCAAGGAGCGUUGUACGUCACAUCUGGCACUGCCCUGUACCACUACACUCUGACUGGGACACUUGUGAAAAAGAUGUUUGAGGAUACAGGAGGUCGCUAUGGAGAUAGAGUGCAUAAGUGUGCAGUGAGUCCUGCUGAGGACAGGAUCUAUAUGACCAACUACGAUCAACACAAGCUGCUCACACUGGCAAUGGAUGGCACCCUGAUAUCCACAUUCACUGACCCUGAACUCAAAUGUCCAUGGGGUGUUCAUGUUACACCGGCAGGACAGGUGCUUGUUUGCGGAUUCACAUCCAAUACUGUCAUACAGGUGGUUCGUGAGGGCAAAACGAAGCUGGCACAGAUAGAGGGAGUGAUCCACCCAAUUUCUAUCUGCGUCAACACAAAUAUUGACCAGAUCACUGUGGGACUAUACAACAACAACGAAAUAAUGGUUGUAGAACUCCAAUAGCUC
This is a messenger RNA of Dreissena polymorpha, 1319 nucleotides long. RefSeq lists its product as uncharacterized. The transcript has 2 exons. The record is from RefSeq and is a predicted model, not a curated record. Bases 48 to 1316 code for a protein of 422 amino acids. NCBI's taxonomy places the organism in Eukaryota, Metazoa, Mollusca, Bivalvia, Myida, Dreissenidae.